Leptopilina boulardi is the source of this 1009-nucleotide messenger RNA. It is a transcript of the gene Thor, whose product is annotated as eukaryotic translation initiation factor 4E-binding protein. The transcript has 4 exons. NCBI's taxonomy places the organism in Eukaryota, Metazoa, Arthropoda, Insecta, Hymenoptera, Figitidae. Bases 145 to 537 code for a protein of 130 amino acids. Gene Ontology annotation, cellular component: cytoplasm. The record is from RefSeq and is a predicted model, not a curated record. Gene Ontology annotation, molecular function: eukaryotic initiation factor 4E binding. Gene Ontology annotation, biological process: negative regulation of translational initiation.
GUAUAAUGCAACACACUAUCACACCUACUGACUAUAGCAAGUAAGCAGCGUGUGGCACAAGUCUUGUUUUAUUGAAAACACAACUCUUAAAAAUCUUCAGGAAAUUAAUUUUUUUUCCCAUCUCAGUAUUUAAAAAAGAAAAUCAUGUCAGCUUCUCCGAUCGCAAGGCAAGUCACACAAAAUCAAAACAUCCCUUUGACGAAGAGAGUCGUCAUUGAGGAUGCUAAUCAGUUACCUGCUGAUUAUUCCUCGACACCCGGAGGUACACUUUAUUCAACCACCCCAGGAGGUACCCGUAUCGUUUACGAUCGUGCCUUCCUGAUGACAUUGAGAAAUUCUCCGAUUUCAAGAACUCCACCUUCAAAUUUGACUAACAUGCCAGCUGAUAUUCAAAAGAAUCAACCGACAGGUGUUACAGCACCAGUGCAAACUUCUAAUGGACCUGCAUCUACCAUUAAAGUGUCUCCUACGAAAAAUACUGCCAAAGAGAUUCCUGUGAUUGAUGAGACAUCUGAGCAAUUUCAAAUGGACAUGUAAAGACAUAAUGCCGUGCCAACUGUGAUCCAGACGAUAUUAUUAUUAAUUUGUCAGUAGCCUUCAAAAAUAAUUAUUAAAUUUUUGAACGGCAUUGUUUAAUCUCCUGACACUGUUGGUGAUAUAAUAAAAUCAUUUUUUUUUUAUUUUGAUGAAUAUACAUAUAAUACCAACUACAUUUUUGCCAUAUUAAGCUCAGAGUCAAUAAUUUUAAAAUAAAAAAGAAAAUAAUAAUCACGAAAAGAAACUACCUCAGGUAGAUGUGAAAUAUGCCAACAUAACAAAAGAGGAGUAUUUUGACUAUUGUUGCUAUAAAUGCGUUUGGAUAUUUGUACAAAAAAAAAUCAAUUCGGCUCAAAUUUACCCAAAGAGACUUGUGUAUUGUCUUAACGAAAUUCUUGAAUUGUAUAACAUUAUUUUGUAGUUUGCUAUACUUAAGGGUAUUAAUUAAAAAAUAAAAAUGUGUUUUAUAUAA